AACAGAGGGGAGCACUGAGAACACUGCCCAGGCGGGGCGCGCAUCAUGCUCCCAACACUGGUACUGCUCAUCUUCUGCAGUUUCCUGCACUCUGCCGCUUUUGAAGGAAAUUAUUGGUCCCCCAUUCUUCUCCAAAAACAGAAAGAAUCUCUGCAAAUAAUUUUGAGCAAGGAUUCCUGUUCUACCUGGGGAGGAGGGCAUUUUUCAACCUUUGAUAAAUACCAGUAUGACUUCACUGGGACUUGCAACUACAUCUUUGCAACUGUAUGUGAUGAGACCAGUCCAGACUUCAACAUUCAGUUCCGUCGUGGGCUGGACAAAAAAAUUGCAAGGAUCAUUAUUGAGCUUGGACCUUCUGUUGUCAUUGUUGAGAAAGGCAGCAUUUCUGUCAGGAGUGUUGGUGUCAUUCAGUUGCCUUACACGAGCAAUGGAAUCCAGAUAGCGCCUUAUGGACGCAACAUCCGCCUGGUAGCCAAGCUGAUGGAGAUGGAACUGGUGGUCAUGUGGAACAAUGAUGACUACCUCAUGGUUUUGGCCGAAAAAAAAUACAUGGGGAAAACAUGUGGAAUGUGUGGGAACUACGAUGGUUAUGAAUUGAAUGAAUUUGUCCGUGAAGGUAAAUUGUUGGAUACAUAUAAAUUUGCUGCAUUACAAAAAAUGGAUGAUCCAUCAGAGAUCUGCCUGUCUGAGGAGAUACCAAUUUCUGCUGUUCCUCACAAAAAAUAUGCUGUGAUCUGCUCUCAGCUACUUAAUUUGGUGUCACCAACCUGCAGUGUGCCCAAGGAUAGGUUUGUCAUUCGUUGCCAGCUUGAUAUGCAGGACUGCAGUGAGCCAGGACAAAACCAUUGCACUUGCUCUACACUGUCAGAGUAUUCCAGGCAGUGUGCUAUGUCCCACCAAAUGGUGUUCAACUGGAGAACUGAAAACUUCUGCUCUGUGGGAAAAUGUUCUGCGAACCAAAUCUAUGAGGAAUGUGGUUCUCCGUGUAUUAAAACCUGUUCCAACCCAGAGUACAGCUGUUCCAGUCACUGUACCUAUGGCUGCUUUUGUCCAGAAGGAACUGUUCUUGAUGAUAUCUCAAAGAAUCGGACAUGUGUUCACAUUAGCCAGUGUCCAUGUACACUGAAUGGGAAAACAUAUGCUCCUGGUGAGACAAUGAAAGCAGCUUGUAGGACUUGUAAAUGUGUGAUGGGUCAGUGGAACUGCAAAGACUUGCCCUGCCCUGGAAGGUGUUCACUGGAAGGAGGCUCCUUUGUUACCACGUUUGAUUCGAGGCCAUAUCGAUUCCAUGGGGUUUGCACUUACAUUCUUAUGAAGAGUUCCAGCCUGCCACACAAUGGAACCCUAAUGGCUGUUUAUGAAAAGACUGGUUAUUCUCAUUCUGAGACCUCACUUAGUGCUAUAAUUUACCAAUCUGCAAAGGACAAAAUUGUGAUUUCUCAGAAUGAUCUCCUUACUGAUGAUGAUGAACUAAAGCGGCUGCCUUACAGAUCAGGAGACAUCACCGUUUUCAGACAGUCCUCCAUGUACGUUCAGAUGCAUACAAACUUUGGGCUGGAACUUGCAGUUCAAACAUCACCUGUGUUCCAGGCCUAUGUGAAAGUUGGAUCACAAUUCAAAGGCAGAACACUAGGUUUGUGUGGCAAUUACAAUGGAGACACUACAGAUGACUUCAUGACUAGCAUGGAUAUCACUGAAGGGACAGCCUCCCUGUUUGUAGAUUCCUGGAGGGCAGGAAAUUGCCAUCCUGCCUUAGAGAGAGAGACUGACCCUUGCGCUUUGAGCCAACUGAACAAAAUAUCUGCUGAGACUCAUUGCUCCAUUCUGACCAAGAAGGGUACAGUGUUUGAGAAAUGCCAUGCUGUGGUGAACCCUAUUCCUUUCUACAAGAGAUGUGUCUACCAAGCCUGUAAUUAUGAAGAGACCUUUCCUUAUAUUUGUUCUGCUCUGGGAUCAUAUGCACGAGCAUGCAGCUCCAUGGGUUUAGUCCUUGAGAACUGGAGGAGCAGUAUGGACAAUUGCACCAUUACUUGCACUGGCAAUCAAACAUUCAGCUACAACACUCAGGCAUGUGACAGGACAUGCCUGUCACUCUCCAACCGAGCCCUGGAAUGCCAUCCAACUGAUAUUCCUAUUGAAGGCUGCCAGUGUCCUAAAGGAAUGUACCUGAACCACAAGAAUGAGUGUGUUCGUAAAUCUCAUUGUCCUUGCUACUUAGAGGACAGAAAGUACAUCCUGCCUGACCAGUCAACAAUGACUGCUGGGAUCACCUGCUACUGUGUUAAUGGGAGGCUAAGUUGCACAGGGAAACCUCAAAAUCCUGCAGAAAACUGCAAAGCUCCUAAGAAAUACAUAUCAUGUUCUGACAAUUUAGAAAACAAGUAUGGAGCUGCAUGUGCCCCAACCUGUCAGAUGCUGGCUACUGGAAUUGAAUGCAUACCCACAAAGUGUGAAUCAGGCUGUGUCUGUGCUGAUGGCCUCUAUGAAAAUCUCGAUGGCAGGUGUGUGCCAGCUGAGGAGUGUCCAUGUGAAUAUGGUGGCCUUGCUUAUAGAAGAGGUGAACAAAUCCACACAGAAUGUGAGAUCUGCACUUGCACAAAAGGCAAAUGGAAAUGUGUUCAGAAAACAAGGUGUUCCUCCACCUGUAAUCUGUAUGGAGAAGGCCACAUCACCACCUUUGAUGGACAGCGUUUUGUGUUUGAUGGCAACUGUGAAUACAUAUUAGCUAUGGAUGGCUGCAGUGUUAACAGACCCGUUUCCUCUUUCAAAAUUGUUACUGAGAAUGUCAUCUGUGGGAAAUCAGGAGUUACGUGCUCCAGGUCCAUCAGCAUUUACCUGGGGAAUCUGACAAUCAUACUGAGAGAUGAAACCUUUGCUAUUUCUGGGGAAAAUCCUGGUAUAAGAUACAAAGUGAAAAAGAAUGCCCUUCACCUGAUGUUUGAUAUCAUUAUCCCAGGAAAAUACAACAUGACCCUUAUUUGGAAUAAGCACAUGAACUUCUUCAUCAAGAUCUCGAGAGAAACGCAGGAAACGAUCUGUGGUUUGUGUGGUAACUAUAAUGGCAACAUGAAGGACGACUUUGAAACUCGAAGCAAGUAUGUGGCAUCAAAUGAGCUGGAAUUUGUCAACUCCUGGAAAGAGAAUCCUCUCUGUGGGGAUGUGUACUUUGUAGUGGACCCCUGUAGCAAGAACCCUUAUCGUAAAGCAUGGGCAGAAAAGACAUGUUCCAUCAUCAACAGUCAUGUUUUUUCUGCCUGUCACAAUAAGGUGAAUCGGAUGCCCUACUACGAGGCCUGUGUCCGAGACUCCUGUGGGUGUGACAUUGGAGGGGACUGUCAGUGCAUGUGUGAUGCCAUCGCAGUCUAUGCCAUGGCAUGCUUGGAAAAAGGCAUCUGCAUUGACUGGAGGACCCCCGAGUUCUGUCCUGUCUAUUGUGAGUAUUACAAUUCUCAUAAAAGAAAAGGAAUUGAUGAUGCUUUUUCCCAUGGCUACAACGAUGACAAAUGCACCUGGCACUACAGGCCUUGUAACUGUCCAAAUCGAGACUACAAAUAUGUCAAUAUUGAAGGCUGUUACAACUGCUCUCAUGAUGAAUACUUUGACCAUGAAGAAGAAAGGUGCAUGCCAUGUGUGCAGCCUAAAGUAACAAGAAGCUCUACCACAAGCACACUUCCAACAGUACCUUCUACUUCUUCUGCAACAACUGUAUCACCUCAGACUACAAAUCCAACAAUAACUGCAAAAAUUACAGUUCCAAGAACUUCACCCUCACAACCUCUUGUCACAAUAAAGUCAACUACUGAACAUACAACAUCAAUUUUUACCACACCAAACAUGACUACAACCAUCACUACCCCUUCCAUAACUACCUCAGUGAAAAGAACCAUGGCCACUACACCGAAGUCUGUUCCCUCAUCACCCUCUGCCUCAUCAACCACUGCUUCAACUGAGACAGAACAAGUAGAGGUCACCUCACCACCCUUCAAGACCACCACCAAAAGGGAAACGGCAACCUCCUCAAUACCUACUCAAACCACAACUCAGAGAACAACUUUCAGCCAGCCUAAACUAACAACAGCAGAGAGUGAGGGAACCGAAGCAACCACUCUGCACUACCCAGAAGUUGUCACCCGCUUAAGAACAACAUUGAUACAGCCUGUGCAGCACCUCAUGACACAGACACAGACUACCCCUGCCACAUCCACCAGCAGCACCUCUGUCCCAAGAGAGACCAGCCCUGCCACCAGCCCAGAAGUUCCACUGACAAGGACAUUUCCAAGCUCCAGCUCUUUGCCUGUCACUUCAGCCUCAUCUACUUCUUCCUUCUCCUCAACCCAGCUGGGAACAUCAAAUCCUGCCUUUAGCCAUGGACAGUCAACUGUACCACACAUGGGGCCACCUGUGACCACACACAAGACCACAGCCAGCACCUCCAUCAGCACCACCUCCAAGACCUCUGUCUCCACAGAAGUGCCUCUGGAAACAGCCUCUCCACAUCCCAGCUCCGCACCUGCCCCCAGCAGCCCGCUCAGCACCCGGCUACCAUCCACUGCCACCCCUCCCACAGCCUCCUCCACAGCAGCUCCCAGCACCAGCCCCAGGCCCACACCCACAACCCUGAGGCCCAAGGCUGCUUCCCCAACAACCAGUGCUGCAAAGGAGUCUCCUGUCACAGAGUCCUCUACACCCACCACAGCCAAAACCAGCACGCUGCCAUCACCUGCCUCCUCUCCCUCCUCAACUGUGUCCUCAACAUGGCUCAGCUCCUCACAGCCAGCCUUUACCCACGAACUGUCAACAGGACCACACAUGGGGCCACCUGUGACCACGCACAAGACCACGGCCAGCACCUCCAUCAGCACAACCUCCAAGACUUCUGUCUCCACAGGGAGCACAUCACCAAGCAGCACUGAAGUGCCUCUGGAAUCUCCACAUCCCAGCUCUGCACCUGCCCCCAGCAGCCCGCUCAGCACCCGGCUGCCAUCCACUGCCACCACCCCUCCCACAGCCUCCUCCACAGCAGCUCCCAGUACCAGCCUCAGGCCCACACCCACAACCCUGAGGCCCAAGGCUGCUUCUCCAACAACCAGUGCUGCAAAGGAGUCUCCUGUCACAGAGUCCUCUACACCCACCACAGCCAAAACCAGCACGCUGCCAUCACCUGCUUCUUCUCCCACAUCAACUGUGUCCUCAACAUGGCUCAGCUCCUCACAGCCUGCAGCCUUUACCCACAAACUGUCAACUGUGACCACCCACAAGACCACGGCCGCCAUGUCCAUCAGCACCACCUCCAGGACCUCUGUCUCCACAGAAGCCAGCUCACCAAGCAGCACAGAAGCCCCUCUGGAAACAGCCUCUCCACAUCCCAGCUCUGCACCUGCCCCCAGCAGCCCGCUCAGCACCCGGCUGCCAUCCACCACCACCACUCCCACAGCCUCCUCCACAGCAGCUCCCAGAACCAGCCCCAGGCCCACACCCACAACCCUGAGUCCCAAGGCUGCUUCCCCAACAACCAGUGCUGCAAAGGAGUCUCCUGUCACAGAGUCCUCUGCACCCACCACAGCCAAAACCAGCACGCUGCCAUCACCUCCUUCUUCCCCUUCCUCAACUGUGUCCUCAACAUGGCUCAGCUCCUCACAGCCUGCCUUCACCCAUGAACAGUCAACUGUGCCACACAUGGGGCCACCUGUGACCACACACAAGACCACAGCCAGCACCUCCAUCAGCACCACCUCCAAGACCUCUGUCUCCACAGAAGCCCCUCUGGAAACAGCCUCUCCACAUCCCAGCUCUGCACCUGCCCCCAGCAGCCCGCUCAGCACCCGGCUGCCAUCCACUGCCACCCCUCCCACAGCCUCCUCCACAGCAGCUCCCAGCACCAGCCCCAGGCCCACACCCACAACCCUGAGGCCCAGGGCUGCUUCCCCAACAACCAGUGCUGCAAAGGAGUCUCCUGUCACAGAGUCCUCUACACCCACCACAGCCAAAACCAGCACGCUGCCAUCACCUCCUUCUUCCCCUUCCUCAACUGUGUCCUCAACAUGGCUCAGCUCCUCACAGCCUGCAGCCUUUACCCACAAACUGUCAACUGUGACCACCCACAAGACCACGGCCGCCAUGUCCAUCAGCACCACCUCCAGGACCUCUGUCUCCACAGAAGCCAGCUCACCAAGCAGCACAGAAGCCCCUCUGGAAACAGCCUCUCCACAUCCCAGCUCUGCACCUGCCCCCAGCAGCCCGCUCAGCACCAGGCUGCCAUCCACCACCACCACUCCCACAGCCUCCUCCACAGCAGCUCCCAGCACCAGCCCCAGGCCCACCCCUACAACCCUGAGGCCCAAGGCUGCUUCCCCAACAACCAGUGCUGCAAAGGAGUCUCCUGUCACAGAGUCCUCUGCACCCACCACAGCCAAAACCAGCACGCUGCCAUCACCUGCCUCCUCUCCCUCCUCAACUGUGUCCUCAACAUGGCUCAGCUCCUCACAGCCUGCCUUCACCCAUGAACAGUCAACUGUGCCACACAUGGGGCCACCUGUGACCACACACAAGACCACAGCCAGCACCUCCAUCAGCACCACCUCCAAGACCUCUGUCUCCACGGAAGUGCCUCUGGAAACAGCCUCUCCACAUCCCAGCUCUGCACCUGCCCCCAGCAGCCCGCUCAGCACCCGGCUGCCAUCCACUGCCACCCCUCCCACAGCCUCCUCCACAGCAGCUCCCAGCACCAGCCCCAGGCCCACACCCACAACCCUGAGGCCCAAGGCUGCUUCCCCAACAACCAGUGCUGCAAAGGAGUCUCCUGUCACAGAGUCCUCUGCACCCACCACAGCCAAAACCAGCACGCUGCCAUCACCUCCUUCUUCCCCUUCCUCAACUGUGUCCUCAACAUGGCUCAGCUCCUCACAGCCUGCCUUCACCCAUAAAGUAUUGACCAUGCCACAUGCUGUGACACCUGUGACCACAGAGAAGACCACAGCCAGCACCUCCAUCAGCACCACCUCCAAGACCUCUGUCUCCACAGAAGUGCCUCUGGAAACAGCCUCUCCACAUCCCAGCUCUGCACCUGCCCCCAGCAGCCCGCUCAGCACCCGGCUGCCAUCCACCACCACCCCUCCCACAGCCUCCUCCACAGCAGCUCCCAGCACCAGCCCCAGGCCCACACCCACAACCCUGAGUCCCAAGGCUGCUUCCCCAACAACCAGUGCUACAAAGGAGUCUCCUGUCACAGAGUCCUCUGCACCCACCACAGCCAAAACCAGCAUGCUGCCAUCACCUCCUUCUUCUCCCUCAUCAACUGUGUCCUCAACAUGGCUCAGCUCCUCACAGCCUGCAGCCUUUACCCACAAACUGUCAACUGUGACCACGCACAAGACCACGGCCGCCAUGUCCAUCAGCACCACCUCCAGGACCUCUGUCUCCACAGAAGCCAGCUCACCAAGCAGCACAGAAGCCCCUCUGGAAACAGCCUCUCCACAUCCCAGCUCUGCACCUGCCCCCAGCAGCCCGCUCAGCACCCGGCUGCCAUCCACCACCACCACUCCCACAGCCUCCUCCACAGCAGCUCCCAGCACCAGCCCCAGGCCCACACCCACAACCCUGAGGCCCAAGGCUGCUUCCCCAACAACCAGUGCUACAAAGGAGUCUCCUGUCACAGAGUCCUCUGCACCCACCACAGCCAAAACCAGCACGCUGCCAUCACCUGCUUCUUCUCCUUUUUCAACUGUGUCCUCAACAUGGCUCAGCUCCUCACAGCCUGGUAUGGCUCCUUCCUACCCAUCCUUUUUCUUCUUGCUCUUUCCAGCUCUCCUUUUUCUGUCACUUUACCGAUUCUCCCUACCUCCACUGUUUCUGUCAAAAACCACAUCCCAGUUCUGCAUUUGUGUGGCUGCUUACCUCUCCAUUACUUUGCAAGUGACCUACUUGGUUUCCCAUUUUAUUCUUGGGCUUGUGCACUGUCUCCGCAUUGGACAGAGCUAGUUAUUAUUCCCAACAGAUUUCCU
Molecule: messenger RNA, 8000 nt
Organism: Haemorhous mexicanus (house finch)
Lineage: Eukaryota; Metazoa; Chordata; Aves; Passeriformes; Fringillidae
Gene: MUC6
Product: mucin 6, oligomeric mucus/gel-forming
Exons: 39
Coding region: 46-7977 (2643 amino acids)
Cellular component (GO): extracellular matrix
Molecular function (GO): protein binding
Source: RefSeq, a predicted model, not a curated record